Molecule: messenger RNA, 663 nt
Organism: Trypanosoma grayi
Lineage: Eukaryota; Euglenozoa; Kinetoplastea; Trypanosomatida; Trypanosomatidae
Product: putative C-8 sterol isomerase
Exons: 1
Coding region: 1-663 (220 amino acids)
Cellular component (GO): endoplasmic reticulum
Source: RefSeq, a predicted model, not a curated record
AUGGGAAAAAGAUUCUUUAUCAUUCUCUCUCUCGUGGUCAUAUUGGUCGCCUUCUGUGCCGCUGUGGAUCGCCCAGAAAAUUGGGUCUUCGACCCCAAGACGCUGAAGGUGAUCGCCAAUCGUGCCAUUUCGACGGCCCAUGCGCAAAACAGCGGAAACGCAACAGCGCAGCAGAUCGUCGCCGCCGUCAUCGACGAGGUCACCAAGGCAUACCCAGUGCACGCGACAUAUACGGGGAAGUGGAUGUGGAACAACGCCGGCGGGGCGAUGGGCACCAUGACGGUGCUGCACUGUUCCCUCUCCGAAUACCUCAUCAUCUUCGGCACAUCAGUCGGCACGGAGGGCCACACCGGCCGCUACCACUGGGCGGAGGACUUCUUCACCAUCAUCUACGGUGAGCAGUGGGCCUCGCUACCAGGUGUGUCACCACGCGAGGUGUACAAGCAGGGUGAGCAGCACUACCUCCCACGAAGCACUGCCAAGCAGUAUCGCAUGCCUGACACUUGCUGGGCACUCGAAUACGCCCGCGGAAACAUUCCUUCAAUGCUCUUUUUUGGUUUCGCCGACCUCUUUAGCUCAACUCUCGACGUUGUGGCGCUGGUUCAAACCGUCUUUGGUAGUGCGGGCCAGAUGAUUCCAAACCUCCUCCGCGGGAAGAUAUAA